AUAAUGAAAUAAAGUAAGCCCUAAUAUCCACUUCGAGCCGGGUGUUGUUUCAUUUAUGUAAUAACAACCUACAGUUCAACAUGAAUAUAUAUUUGUCAACUUUCAUUGUAUUCGUGUUUAUACAUUGCACUAUAGGAAUUUCAAUUCGACAAGGUGCCAAAAAAGAUGACAAUCGUAUUCACGUGAACAGAAUAAAACCGAUGAUCAACGAUGAAGAAUCAGUCAAUAGAGACUAUGUCAGAAGAAAGAGAUAUCUAGGAUUGAGUAGAACAUACAAGCUUAAUAGGAGAUAUCAAGAAUGUGUAGCUGUUGGUGAUGUUAAAGGUCAUUGCAAACAUAUAGAUUUCUGCCCUAUGAAAGUUUUGAAUAACGCACCAAACGUUUUAAACUUUCUUUGUGUGAUAGAAAAGACGCAUGUUGGAGUUUGUUGUCCAGAUGAUAUAGCUCAAAGUGGAUAUGAAGGCUCUCAAAUAAUACAAGAUUUACCUGGAGGCGGUGAAGACUAUGAAAACGAAAAUACCACAGGUUGUGGUAUACCUGGAGACAAUAGAAUUAUUGGAGAUCAUCCUGUUCAACGUGCUGCAGUUCCAGAAUGGCCUUGGCUUGCAGCCAUCUACAUGGCUCAUACCAUUGGUGGACAGCAAAUUUGUGGAGGUUCGGUUAUAACAGCUCAACAUAUACUCACAGCCUCACAUUGUACGGUUGGGCUCAGAGAAGACGACAUAGCUGUUCGACUUGGCGAGUACAAUUUCAGGAUCAAAAACGAGACUAGAACAGCCGAUUUUGCUGUGAAAAAGAUCAUAAUGCACGAAGAAUUCGUAUUGGCAACUUAUACAAACGACAUAGCUAUAAUUGUACUGGCAAGACCAACGAGUUUCAACACUUACAUCUGGCCCAUUUGUCUCCCUCCCCAAAAUAUGGUAUACGAAAAGAAGAAUGCUGUGGUUGCAGGAUGGGGAAGACAAUCUUACGAAGGAGAACUUAGUCCUAUACUUUUAGAAGUUACCGUACCGAUUUGGACACAUAAAGAAUGUACCGCUGCAUUCUUGGAAUCAGUCACAGACGAUAAUAUCUGCGCUGCAGCUUACGAGGGUGGAAAAGAUUCAUGUUCUGGUGAUUCUGGGGGACCCUUGAACUACAAACUGGAGAAUGGUAGAUGGGUAGUUAUUGGAAUUGUCUCUUGGGGUAUUGGAUGUGCAGCAAAAGGAAGUCCAGGUGUCUAUGUUAAAGUAGCCAACUUCUUGCCGUGGAUUAUCAAGAACACUAUAGCGAAAUGAAUAUAGUCGUAUAUCUUUAUUAGCCUUCAAGUUACACAUUUGAAUAAAAUGUUUUAUAUUUAUCAACAUAUCAUAAAAUUUAUAAUAAAAAACAAAUCAAUAAACAGACGAAAAGGAACUUA
Molecule: messenger RNA, 1399 nt
Organism: Harmonia axyridis
Lineage: Eukaryota; Metazoa; Arthropoda; Insecta; Coleoptera; Coccinellidae
Product: proclotting enzyme-like
Exons: 7
Coding region: 81-1277 (398 amino acids)
Biological process (GO): proteolysis
Molecular function (GO): serine-type endopeptidase activity
Source: RefSeq, a predicted model, not a curated record